Messenger RNA from Mangifera indica (mango), 1768 nucleotides. RefSeq lists its product as uncharacterized. The transcript has 7 exons. The coding region runs from base 216 to 1655 and encodes 479 amino acids. Lineage: Eukaryota; Viridiplantae; Streptophyta; Magnoliopsida; Sapindales; Anacardiaceae. The record is from RefSeq and is a predicted model, not a curated record.
UUCUAACCAAAUUUAUACCGACCUCAAAACUUUCUAUCUUAAUCUCGCGUACUUUCUAAAUUAAAAAAACCCUAACGUCGCUGCUUAAAUCUAAGUAUACCCUACACCAUUUCUGAUUCGCGGAGAAUCAAAUUUCAUUUUUCUGGAUUAUUUAGCUGCAGUGAGUUUUUCUAAAUACAAAUGAAAGUGUUGUAAAUCUUAAAAUUAUUGAAUCAAUGUCAGUAGAGAGAUCGUUUGAAGCAUGGGAGGAGGUACAGCGCCACGGUCAAGACCUGGCGGACCGGUUGGCUCAAGGUUUCACUGGUCUAAUUCAAUUACACAUGACAAAUCCGCCGUCGUUUUCGUGGCCAAACCCUACAAAAUCGAAGCUUUUUGAUUUAGAAUUUCCAAUUGCGAGUUCCACCAAAAGGGAUUUCGCUAUUUCGGUCAGCAAACCCGAGAUUAACGGCGUUUCGGCGAUUUUUGAUAUUGGUAACCGGAUUGGGCAGGCUGGGGCUGACUUUGGGGCGUGUUUGAAUGGAUUAGUUCAUCAAUUUUAUAGACAGUUGCCUGUGCCUUUUAAGCAUGAGGAGAGUGGGGUUAGACUGGAGUUGAAUGGGAUUGAUAGUGGUUUGGAGAGGAGUGAUGUUGUGUUGAGUGUUGAGGAGAGUUUUGGAGUUAAAGAAAGAGAAAGAGAGAGAUUGAGGAGUGUCGGGACUGUUGAGAAUGAUGGUGGUAAUGACUUGGAUGAAGAAAUAGGUGGACUUGAUUUGCGGGGGGCCGCCCAUCUUGGUAGGCCACAGGGGAUCAUAAAUAUUUCGUCAACUUAUGAUAGUCGAACACAUGACUUGGAAAGUUCUUUAGUUGCAAGAGGAGAUUUAUGGAGAAUAGAGGCAUCAAAUGGCAGUUCCACUUCCACUUCGACAUCGGGGAACGACAAUUCAUCUCUUUUCCUUGUUCAGCUUGGACCAGUACUCUUUGUUCGUGAUUCAACACUUCUUUUGCCUGUUCAUUUGUCAAAGCAACACCUGCUUUGGUAUGGAUAUGACAGGAAGAAUGGAAUGCAUUCUCUUUGUCCAGCUGUGUGGUCAAAGCAUAGAAGGUGGCUGUUGAUGUCCAUGCUUUGUCUCAAUCCUUUAGCUUGUUCAUUUGUGGAUUUGCAGUUUCCUAAUGGACAGCUAACUUAUGUAUCUGGUGAGGGUCUAAGUACUAGUGCUUUUUUACCACUUUGUGGGGGCCUUCUCCAAGCUCAGGGUCAAUAUCCUGGAGAAAUGAGAUUUAGCUUCUCGUGCAAGAAUAAGUGGGGAACACGUAUGACCCCAAUGGUCCAGUGGCCUGACAAAUCUUUUACAUUGGGUCUUGCACAAGCUUUGGCUUGGCAGAGGAAUGGUCUUAUGGUGCGGCCAUCUAUCCAAUUCAGUUUAUGCCCGACGUUUGGUGGAAGCAAUCCUGGGUUGCGAGCAGAACUGAUUCAUUCCUUGAAGGAGGAACUGAGUCUUAUCUAUGGCUACACAAGCAUGACAUAUCCUUCUGCAUUUGCCUCAGUUUCGAUUGGUAGGUCUAAAUGGAAUGGUAAUGUUGGAAGCUCAGGAAUAGUGAUGAGAGUUGAUGCCCCUCUUUCCAGUGUUGGCCGACCUUCUUUCUCUGUUCAGAUAAACAGUGGCAUUGAAUUUUGAUUUUAUUUUUAUUUUUUCACCCCUAUAGAAGAAGUGUAUAAAUUCAUGGCUCCCUAACAAACUACUACUUGUGAAUAUGCAAAUAAUAUAUUGAUUUGUAAGUGUUCUCUGUA